Messenger RNA from Wyeomyia smithii (pitcher-plant mosquito), 2771 nucleotides. RefSeq lists its product as uncharacterized. NCBI's taxonomy places the organism in Eukaryota, Metazoa, Arthropoda, Insecta, Diptera, Culicidae. The transcript is spliced from 2 exons. The record is from RefSeq and is a predicted model, not a curated record. The coding region runs from base 1305 to 1838 and encodes 177 amino acids.
AAAAUCAUCAUCUUUUUUAAAUGAUUCUUGACGAUUUUUAGACAGUAUAUCGUUGUUAUUCAUAAAAUCUUGAAAUUUUUCUAAGAAACUUUAAAGUUUAUCAAACUUUAAUAGGAGUUUUCAACUUAUUUUUAGAGGCAUUUCUUGAUAUUUUUUAGAAAAAUUAAAAUUGCUUUUACUAAGUUUCAAAAUUAUAUUAAAACUAUGGGAAAUUCAAAACUAUGGAGAAUCUUCGUAGGUUUUUGGAUCUUCAAGAAUCUCCGGGCUUGCUUGGAAUUUUUCAAGCAUUUUCAAGUUUUUCUUUAGGAGAUUCCUAAACAUUUAUUGAGUUUUUGUGUAUUGUUCUCAGGAUUAUCUCAUUAUCUGUGAGAGACUACGAUGCUUUGAUUUGCUUUCUCAGCGUUUCUAAAAAGCAGGUUUCAAUUAUUUCGGUGCUUCAUUUUUCGUUAUUCAGAGGCUAAUCUUGAAGAUUAUUUUAUUUUAAUUUUACUUGACCUUUCUUCUGGCUUUCAAGAACUUUUUUUCCACUAUUUUGAACUCAGUGAAUUCCAAAACUAAUCAAAAUCUAAUAAAAUCCUAGCUUCCGACUGCGGUUUAUAAAUCAAAGGUUCGUGAUCUGGUAAAUAUCAUACUCAGAAUACAGACUUCUAAAUUUACUCCAUAUAAUUUGCCACCUCAGUGACGAAUCACCUCCCUGCUAGGUAGAUUAUGCUUUCUUCACUCUGCUUUACACUCUAAAAGCGGCGACAACAGUGGAGGAAGAAAAAAUAUGCAACAAUGGAGGAAGAAAAAAUAUGAUGCAAUUUGUUGCAAAAUUUAUCCCGCCGCCGAAGAACCAUGAUUUAUAUACUGUCCGUGUUUAUGUUUGUGUGUAUGUGAUGAGGAUGACGACCGUUGAAGGUUCUGCUGAAACGAUUCCGGGGGUUUACGGUUUUAAUGCACUUUGUUGUUUUUGACAGAAAAAAUAACGAAAUUAUUCUAGGUUAUGCUGAAUUUCGUUUCAGCGUUGCAGCUUAAUUUUCAUUUGGUUGAGGAACAGUAGUAAAUAAGAUGCAAGCAAAUAACAAAACGCAAACACGGAUUAAUAUGGAGAUCUAUGAUCUCAUUCCGGGAAAGGAAGCAGAAAAACACUCUUAUCUUCUGUUGACUAUUUCUCAUCUUCCCUGAAGCGUCGUAUUUACGCAUCCCAUUAUCAAUUCCGUGCAAAGUUUGGUGCUUUAAAAACCGGAAUCUGGCCAAAUUCGGGCACAGUCAGUCGAACAGCACGAAUUGGAUGAAGUUGUUUUCAUUUCUUGAGCUUAAAAAUGUUUUUCAGAGCAAUUCUACUGGUGGCUCUAUUUUCCACCUCAACACGUGGACAGACAGCAGUGGAAAGUUGUAUCGGUUCAAAGUGCAAAACCUACCAGAACGUGAAUACCCUGUGGUGCUACUCGGACCCGGACCACUACUGUCAGUGUCGAGCCGCGGCUGCUGGGCAGCCUUGGAAGGAGCAGGUGAUGCCGUGUGCCGAUGGCACUAAAUUUAGCUUCAAACGGCAGGUUUGCGUUCGGCAGGAACUCUGGGAUAAGUCCGAGUGUCUUUCGACAGGGAUGGGCGGAGCAAACACGGUGGUGGAUAGUCCCUGUACCCAGAACUGCAGCACGUACGCGGACAUCGUUAAACUAAGGUGUCAUCCAAAGAAUGCCAAGGCAUUCUGCCAGUGUCGACCGACGGAUGUUCCGAAAGUUUUCACUCCCGUUAAAAUGCCCUGCGCCAACGGAACAACGUUCAGCUUCCAGCGCCAAACCUGUAUGGCUGAUGCUCUUUGGACCAAUAGUUGUCCGCAGAAAAUUAAAUAAACAGUUUAACUUUGACGCUGAACACAAAUCUAUACUGUGCAGCCUGCCUUUAUUGAAUUUUUGUUACCCUUGACACAAUCUUUCUCGGUUAGCACGAAAACGGUCCCGAAGUUACACGCGAUGUAGCGCGGCGUAUUCCCUCGACACUGACAGUACCCGAAAAGAGUGUCCUUAGCACAAAACUUCUCAUCCGCUUCGAGGCGCAUAUUCUGACAGCUCAAAUAACCACAAAAUUUUUUUUUCGCAUCAGUAGGCGGAGCGCAACUCCCCAGAGGAAUGGUCGCCAUGGUAAUGACUACUGCAAAAGCUGUUGGGAAAAAACGUUUUGAAAAAAAUUAUCGGAUCUUUUAUGAUCACUGUUUUAGACUGUACUUGCGAUUACGAUCAUCUUUAUGAGGUUUUACUAUCUUGUGAAAAUCACUUACGUGGCUAGGUUUAUAUAGACUUAACGGCAUAUUUGCUUAGAUUGUACACAAAUAUUUGAGUAGUUGUUGCGAUCCACAUUUGAUAAACAACACAGCACAGUGGUUUUUCGAUUUUAUAACUGAAAGCAUAUAGAAAGUACAAAACCAUGAUGGCUGUUCUAGUUAAAUUGACAUUUAAAAGUGACAUUCGAUCGACUGUUAUUACAAACUUUUAAUCUAAGUACGCCAUGGGGAACGCACAAAGCGGCUUACAUAACUCGGUCGAUGCAUAAAUUAAUGACAAUUGAAAAACACAGAACAGAGAUGCAUUAGAAUUUAUGACAAGAUAGCCUUACACAGCAACGCACACGCGACGCUACUCGACCGAUGGUUACUUGGAUGCCGUUGGUUACCGUUAUUGUUAGUGUGGAUUUCUAGGCCUACGAGGCUACUGUUCCGAGACUUAUCGAAUCGAUAAACUGUCGAUGUAGAGAGUCUUUGUGUGGGCUUGAAUUUACAGUAAUCACCA